Bemisia tabaci is the source of this 1594-nucleotide messenger RNA. The record is from RefSeq and is a predicted model, not a curated record. Lineage: Eukaryota; Metazoa; Arthropoda; Insecta; Hemiptera; Aleyrodidae.
UUAUCACCAUCUUCAGUGGGAACUGUGAGAACUCAGAAGCCUACCAAUCGUUUUCAUUAAUCAAGACAGACAUUAUACAAGAAGUUCCAAGCAAAAUGUGUACACCAAUUGUAUCACACCUGAAUAUGGAGCAGCUGCUCACCUGCCCUUACGAACCUGCUCACAGGAUCCGUCGUUUCAAAAUGUGUCUGCAUAUCAAUAAAUGCCGGAGGAACUAUGAGAAGAACAACCCAGAGCAAGAAAUGAAAACCUGCAUCUACAAUUUCAAUCAUGUUGUCCCGGAAAUGGAGUGGGAAUAUCACAUGGAGGAAUGUGAUGAUAGGAUCAAGGGUGACAGAGUAAGGUAUCAAAUUGAAACGGAUCCAGAGCCUGCUGUCGAAAACACAAACCAGAUACCUGUCAGUGACAUCCCUCAUGUUGAAUGUGAUGAUGACUGGAACCUACCUACGACUGUAGGGUCAGUCAAUGCCAAUAUUCAAGCCAGCUUGAAGGAACGCAAAGUCAUCAUUCCGAGGCAAGGAGCUACAAAAUCCGAGCGCAAAGCUCACUACAUGGAGGAGCGGAAACGCCAUAAUGUAUUCGAUGAUGUAAAUAAGCCAUCCACCUCGUUUGCCUCUGCUCCUAUUGAUAAUAAUCAGCCCUUACGAAAACCGAGAACCACAUCCGUUCUUUCUGAUUUUCCAUCGACUGCAUCUUCUUCCACUCAGCAAGCCCCUCCAAGCCCAAAAGCGAAACAGACUGAAAAGUCGAAAACUGCCGUCAAUGCUCCCCCACAGGCCUUUCCCAAAGGCCGCGGCCGAGCUCCUGGUGACAAUGUUGUCUCAGCUCCUAAACCUGAGCCUAAAGUUGGCUGCCGCCUUCCAGGUACAAGCAAAGCUGUUAAUCCUGCGCCCACUCCUAACAUUAAUGGUGUGUCCCAAAACAUGGCAAACUUAAAUAUUGAUCCCCUCAAAUUUGGUGGCAUUGAUGAAGAUGGAUUCAUCAGUAUUCCCAUCCCGAAUAAAGGCCGUGGGCGCAAGUUAAAUCCCUCUGCGUAGCUGUGUAGCUGCGUAGCUGUGUAGCUGCAUAGCUGCGCAGGUUGAUCAAUUCCUAAUUCAAGUGCUACUUUAAACUAAGUUGAAUCAUUUAACUUAGUGUUUUUUGUAAUUAUGUACUUUAUAGUCAAGUGUGAAAUCAAUAAAUUUAUCAAGUGCUGAAGGUUGAUCCUCAGCUUAUCUUUAUCAGUUUAUCUCCAAUUAUGUAGCAUUGAUUCCUUACUGACCUAAGAUGGAGACCAUCUUAUCCAACUUUCAACUCUAAAUGAAAUUUUAAUUUUUUAACCCAGCAGAUAAAAAAUUUAGAAGUUCACUGUUUCAUAUCCUGAUAGAAUGUUUUUUGAAUUUACCGAGAAUUUGAGCUGUAUUUGUGACCUUUGAGUAUUGGGUGUGUCUAGUUUCGAUUUUCGUGUACGCCAUAGUUAUCCUUCCUUAUAAAUUUUAUUUAUGUGGUGUGUGGUAAAUUUAUUAUUCUUGUGAAUGAUUUGUAGAUGUAUUUAGCAAUUUUUUCUGUAUUCUAUUUUUUAUGAUCAUAAUAUUAAUACAUUCAAUAUUCAUUA